AUGAUGAGAAGAAGAUAUGGUUAUGCUGGCUAUCCUGGCUAUAACGGUUAUACUGGAGGCUAUGGCGGUUAUGCUGGUUAUGGCGGAUAUGGUGGUUAUGGCGCUUAUACUGGUGGCUAUAAUUCAUAUCCUUACAACUCUUACUAUCGUGGUGCUUAUCCUUAUGCUCGUCUUGGUUAUGGAGGUUAUGGCAGUUACGCCGGCUAUGGUAGUUAUCCAUCAAGCUAUUAUUCCAGCAAUUAUGGUAGUAGCAUUAUUGGUGGUGGUUUGGGAGCUUUGGGUACACCCGGUUAUGUUCCACCCGUUGCUGGAGCUGCCGGUUAUCAUAAUUAA
Messenger RNA from Lucilia cuprina (Australian sheep blowfly), 333 nucleotides. RefSeq names its product keratin-associated protein 19-2-like. The record is from RefSeq and is a predicted model, not a curated record. Bases 1 to 333 code for a protein of 110 amino acids. The transcript has 2 exons. NCBI's taxonomy places the organism in Eukaryota, Metazoa, Arthropoda, Insecta, Diptera, Calliphoridae.